Messenger RNA from Oncorhynchus mykiss (rainbow trout), 1442 nucleotides. Its product is annotated as cell adhesion molecule CEACAM2. NCBI's taxonomy places the organism in Eukaryota, Metazoa, Chordata, Actinopteri, Salmoniformes, Salmonidae. The record is from RefSeq and is a predicted model, not a curated record.
UAACGUUUCUAUGGUCACAUUUUGGCUACAGGCUACUUUGAAGCAAGGUAAAACAUGUGUCAUAAUAGGCUAUGAAGUAAAACUGUUUUCACACGCGAUUGUAAAUGUAGAAAUGUUGCACAAUGACUGGGAUUAUAAGAACACAUGAUCAAUGAGCUGCGAGCUCUCGCUUUGCUCAAACUAGGCUUUGUAUGCGGUGCGCAGUAAUGCAAGUUAUAAAUAAGUUAGAUGACAAAAUAACUUACUCAUUUGCUUUUAUUAUGAUGGGACAUAUCAGCUAUUAAUUUUUUUUAAAGAUUUGCUAAGGACCUGUCAUGCCAAAUAUUGUCCCCUUACCAAAUAGUUUCCCCCUCUAAUUCAUUGAUGGGAUUCGAUGAGUUCUAGCUUCUGUUGUUAGGGCUGUUGCUAGAACGUCAGGUUGGUUUUCACAGCUGUUUCGCAAGGUGUUCAUUAUUGUAAAUUGUAAGGUAACCAUUGAUGGUAUUUAUUUGUUCCACAUUAUUCAUUGUUGUAGCCUAGGACCUACAAUAUAUACAUAUAUAUUGAACCACAAGGGUGUACUAAUGUGCUAUGCCAGAAAAAAAAUCAUAAUAGAGGACUACUGAAAUGAUCUUAUUUCAGUGUAGAUGAGGGAAGGAAGGGCAGGUUUAAAUAAAAACAUGACAGCCAGACAAGCCAGUGUAAGAAUUAAAUGGAUUUCCAUAUGAAUGGAGCGGAAAUUAGCUGUCUUUGUGAUUUGUAAGAACCAGUAUCUGGUGCUACUAUCACAAUUACCCCAAACCCACCAAUCAUCGAGGGGGGGCUCUGUCACUUUAACCUGUGAUGCAGCUGGCUUCAACAUCACCAGAGAGUGGAUGAAGGAUGGUCAUCCUGUGUCUUCUGUUGACGAUAUCAUAUUAUCUGAGGAUAAGAGAGUGCUGUCCAUAAAGAAGAGAACAGACAGUGGCGAAUACCUGUGUAGAGUCAGCAACCAUGUCAGCUCUGAAAAUGCCAGUGACACUGUGAAUGUAAUCUAUGGACCUGAUGGUAUGGAAAUCAAGGGUCCAAAUGAAAUAGAAGUAGGACAGAAGUUUACAUUGACCUGCUCUGCCUACUCCAACCCACCUACUAGUUACACCUGGAUGCACAAUGAGACAGAGAUACCUGGACAUUCCCCUGAGUUCACUAAAGAGAAGAGUGAAUACUCUGACAGUGGGGAAUACACCUGUACAGCAACAAAUGAUGUCACUGGAAACAAAACAUCUGUGGUCCAUAAACUGUCAGUAAAAGGCUCGCAACAACAUGUAUAUGAGAACCCAUCACCUGUGUAUGAGAACCCAUCACCUGUGUAUGAGAACCCAUCACCUGUGUAUGAGAACCCAUCACCUGUGUAUGAGAACCCAUCAGCUGUGUAUGAGAACCCAUCACCUGUGUAUGAGAACCCAUCACCUGUGUAUGAGAAC